Molecule: messenger RNA, 560 nt
Organism: Schistosoma spindalis
Lineage: Eukaryota; Metazoa; Platyhelminthes; Trematoda; Strigeidida; Schistosomatidae
Source: the annotation of a GenBank genome assembly
AAUAGAAUUCACUUAGCGAGUAAAAAUUUAUCUGUCCUUUUUAAUUGCGCGCGGACAAUCUAAUCCAGUUUGAAUUUUUCUGUCCUGAACGGUUAUGACAGAUAAGCGGCUUCGGACAUUAAAUAUCAACACUAAUGUAGUCAAACGGAUUCAGAAGGAAAAGUCUAGGUACGAAGAAGAAGUUGUUAAAUAUACGGAGAUUUAUAAUAAUAAGGUUGCUGCACAAGCUGAUGAGCAUGAUAUUAAAAUGGCGAGAGCAAUUUUAGACGAAUCCAAAAUGAUGAUUCCAGACUGCCAAUUCAGACUUGCCAAAGCUGUUAAGGAACUGGAAAGUGCUACUGAAGAGUGUGAAGAAGAAUUCAGAGACACAGAAGAAUACAAACAGGCGAAGUGCCUAUUGCAGGAAUGCUUGAAUACAAAUUCAUAGAAAUGAGUGAUAUCACUCAUGGAAUAUUCCAUGUAUUAUAUAGUGCUGUACAUUAAGAGUAGGGUUAUUUCCCAUUCCAAAUCGUUUUAUUAACAAUUUAUGAAAAAGCAAUCAAUUAUUAAGUGUGUUAUAU